ACGUCAUCGCAUGCGACAUUUUGAUUUUGUGAAUUGUGAUUUGAGCCCAAAUUUUUAUUUACGCUUUAAAUGUAUAAAUGCAAAGCAAAAUUAUUAUUUUGUUUCUCUUAAUGGUACUAUGCUGGAAAAAAAGCCAAUAUCUAAGUUUAAACGUGUACUCGGUUUAACUGCGGCGACUAUAUUCGUUGCCGAAUCUAUAGGUAUAGCGGUAACUUACGGAUUAUGGUAUAAAUUAAAUACUGAAAGAGAAUUUCGACUUUAUAUGUACAAGAAUUACAAUUGGGUGCUGGAAGGUUACUACAAAGUUGGCGAAACACUAGGUGGGCACAAGACCCGUGAACUCGACACCAAAGUGUGGACAAACGAAGGCAAGAUAUAAUCUUGGUGAGAUGAGCAUUGCUGCUAGGUCUUUGUUCUGGGUGAUCUCCUUUGGAACCCUCGGCUACGGCCUCUUCACAUUUGUCAAACCUGAUGAUGAACUACUCAAGAAGUUUGAUCAAGGAUCUAAACAUACAGAUGCCAGAAGAGUAUCACGUGACACUAUAGCUGUUCUGAAAGAAGCCACUAAUCCCAAUUCUGAUAUAAACAAAAAGGUGGAGGAACUUCUUAGAAAAGGAAAAUGACUGAUAAAACUACUGUUCUCGAAAGACUAAGCAGACGAGAUGCACAACGAUUAGAAAAACUUCAGAAAGCACACAGGGCAAGGGAAGAAGUUGAUGCCACAAAUGAAAAUGAGGAUUAUUUCUCAGGAGCAUUCAAAAUGAGAUCUGAAAACAUUGAACAGUUGCUCUCCCACAUACCAACUCUUGAAACAAAUGUCUUGCCUCAGCACUUUGAUAACAUAAAGCGAGAAGUCAAUGAAUUACAAAAAUUUGUGGUCACUUCAUCCUUUUUUUUAAAAGAAUUUAAUAUGCGAAAAUAUUUGGGUAUUGUACAAAACUUGCAGACAAAAUGUUAUGAAUUAGAAGAUAGAUAUGUGCCUCGAAAAAAAUUUGGUUUCACUAGAAAAAAGUUACCAAAAUCUCACAAUCAGAAACAGAAUUCCAUAGAUGAGAAUGAUGGGGCUGGCAAGACAGACAGCAAUAAAUGGAAUGAAAAGCUAUUUGGAUUUGAUUCAAAAGAAGAUAAAGUUUUAACUUUAGAAAAUGAUGAGUUGUUUCAACGUGAUGUUGCUUUGCGGAAUUUAAAGAAUUGUACCGUCGGACUAAAGGGUGUGAUGGGGACUUUACAUAUAACUAAUUUAGAUAACUGUAUAGUCCUUACAGGGCCUGUGACCUCAUCUGUUUUUAUAGAGAAGUGCACAAAUUGUAAGAUUGUUACAGCUUGUCAACAACUCCGAAUGCAUAGUUCUGUUAAGUGUGAUAUAUAUUUACACGUCACUAGUAAGGGCAUUGUAGAAGAUUGCACCUAUAUUCACACAGCACCUUAUAAUUUACGCUAUGAUGAUUUAGAAAAGCAUUUCAAUAUGUCCUCACUAGAUAGAAACACUAAUAAUUGGGAUUGCUUAGAUGAUUUUAAUUGGCUAGCACCAGAUGUACCUUCUCCUAAUUGGUCAAUUUUGGAUGUUACACAACGGAUUUGUGAUUGGGAUGAUUGGUGGUCUAAAACACCAUUAUAAUUUCGAAUUUGUUAAUUCACUUAAAAUAGAUAUCUAUUUAGUUUAAAUCCUUUGAAUAUACUGAAUUUAACAUUUCAUUGGAAAAUAAUAUUAGUUUAAUUUAAAAAUUAAAAGGUUAAAAUGUUUUCCAUUAGCAUUGCAUUUUAUUUUUAAAGAACAAAAGUGAAGUAAUAAUUAUGUAAUUUUAUUAAAAUUAUUCAUAAGGUUCACAUUAUUAUCUUAAUAUAAUAAUUUUGUUGACUUACAUUGCUUACGAUUUAUAAAGUUUUAACAGUGUCUGCUGAAAUUACAUUAAAGUUGUAUGUAGAUACAAAAAACAUAACUGCAUAGUUAACACAAUAUAGAAGCUUUUAUU
Molecule: messenger RNA, 1973 nt
Organism: Nymphalis io (European peacock)
Lineage: Eukaryota; Metazoa; Arthropoda; Insecta; Lepidoptera; Nymphalidae
Product: protein CEBPZOS-like
Exons: 3
Coding region: 620-1618 (332 amino acids)
Biological process (GO): tubulin complex assembly; post-chaperonin tubulin folding pathway
Cellular component (GO): cytoplasm
Molecular function (GO): tubulin binding
Source: RefSeq, a predicted model, not a curated record